CCGCUGCCCUGGGCCCUGCCGGGGCGACAUCGCCUCAGCGGCCUCUCCUGCCCCAAACCCUGCGUGGUGGUAGGAAGGGAAUCGCCCUUGGGAGCUUUGGCUUUGCUGAGGUGUAAAAUAAUGUCAUUACAGGGCUUCCGAGGGAAAAUAAACCACAGAUACAGGAGAGAUACAUGUGUAUGCACUUCGCUGUGUGAUUACAUUAACAGAGGGCAUUUCUAGACACAACCAGUUCAGUGGUCCUGUUUUGACCGCGUCUGCUGUGCCAGCAGAUCAGUUAGCGCAAUUAAGAACCAGGGAGCCCCCAAAGACAAGAGAGAUGGAGCAAGCAGCAGGACAGGCUGUUAGGUGCAGCUGCCGGAGGACUCCUGAUGGGGAGCUGCCGUGGCUUCCCAGAGGACGGGUUUGCUGAACUGCACCGUGGGCACCCAGACUCUCUGCUGACUAACCCACAUACCCAUCCUUGCGAUGCAGCUUAUUCUGAAGCCCUCUGAUUCUCCUCCAAGUGGCUAUGCCGAAAGGAAUCCUCCUCUAGGAGGGAGCACAAAUGAUUUGCAUGCUCGUUUUCAUAGGAGAGAAUGACACUGAACAUCUUAUGGGUCAUGAAGCUUAGCUUCAGGAACUGUGAUGACAGCAACAUUCUGACGAAGGAUGAAAUAAGAAGAAACAGACUAUUAUUAGAAAGCAGUGGAAAGACUGAAAAGCCUUUACAGAAUGAUCAGACAAAACAAGCCUUCCUGCUGAGCCUGUCCAGUGUACAUCCUGAUACAGACAAGAUCAUUCCUAUUAUGUUUAGACCUCCGGCCUUCAUGCCCAUAUGUCUUCCAUUGGUUGUUGCUUCAUCUCUUCAACUCCAGGCCAAGCAAGCUUUUUUUUGCCAGUUUGCGUUUCACAUGUACAACACAGGAUUCGCCCUAGUCCAUGGCAAUGGUACUGCAAAGUGUGAAGAUUACAUACUGCAACAAAAGCAGAUCUUCUGUGGCUUGGGAGCCAUUUCCUACGCAGCAGUUGUUGGUGCUCUUCCUCUUAUCUUCAUGAAUCGUUACACGUUGAAGAGUCCGUUAGCGGAACUAGUUGUCAAAAAACUUUUACCUGCUCCUCUUCUUGGCUUGAUGAGUGCAUUUACUGUGGCAGUGGUGAGAAGCCCAGAGUUUGAGAAUGGAAUCGAAGUGAUGGACAGGAAUGGCAAAAUUGUAGGAGUGUCACAGAAGGCUGGUGAGAAGGCCGUUAAAGAAACAGCAUUGUCAAGAGCAGUCUUGUUUGGGACAACAUUCUCCCUGCCAAGUGUGCUUACGAGCUUUGUGGGAAGAGCAAAAUUUGCAAAAACUCCACGAACUUUGGCUUUAGUGAGACUGCUUGUGCUGACAUCAGUACUGACAGGGAUGCUGCCAGCCUCGCUCAGUAUGUUCUCGCAGUGUGGGGAGAUAAAGCGAGCAGACCUGGAACCGGAAAUUCAGGCAUCUACAGAAGAAACAGUGUUGUUCUACAACAAGGGAAUUUAGAGACUGGCUUUAAUAUAUCACCCUGUGCUCUGACUGAAGUGAAUCCUGAAUGCAUCAACAAGUUCCAGUGGCCUACAUGACCCAC
Molecule: messenger RNA, 1587 nt
Organism: Colius striatus (speckled mousebird)
Lineage: Eukaryota; Metazoa; Chordata; Aves; Coliiformes; Coliidae
Gene: SFXN4
Product: sideroflexin 4
Exons: 13
Coding region: 579-1502 (307 amino acids)
Biological process (GO): monoatomic ion transport; mitochondrial transmembrane transport
Cellular component (GO): mitochondrial inner membrane
Molecular function (GO): monoatomic ion transmembrane transporter activity
Source: RefSeq, a predicted model, not a curated record